AUGCCAGGCUUGACUGUCCGCAAAGGACCAGCUGUAUCCCUAGUCCAAGACCAAGACAUUGUGCUCACGACCGAGCCUGGCUUGUCUGAUCUAACCAUUACCAUCAUCGGUACCAUCUGCAAGAAGUCGCCGUACUUGAAGGCGCUCCUUGACGCUACCAACGAUAAGACGGAGCUGACCUUCGGCGGAGAUGCCGAAUCCAAGAACGAUGGUGAAAACAAGGAGGGUACCCUCAUUUGGCUUACCCAACUUCAUGAGCUCUCUGAGCAGCGCUCGGACGAGUUGGGUCUAUUCGACAUUUCGCUUGUGGGAGUCUGGCAUGCAAUUUCGAUGUGGAAUGCUCACCAAGACGGCAAUAUCAAGGAGAAGUUGGUGGAGUGGUUCAACAAAUGGUACGAGAAGAACAUGGCCAAGGCCAACCUGACCGUUCCGAUAGCUCAAGCUCUCGCGUACCCAUGCUACAUCUUCGACCAUGCUGUUGGCUAUGCACGCGUCACCAGGUACCUCGCCUAUGAGCAUGUUGGACACGUCAAGGAGCGCCCGCCUAAGGGCUUCAAGGGUCCUAAGCACCGUCAUAUCAAUGAGCGAAUGUUUGUUGUCGAUGACGUUCUCAACUACUCCAGUAUCGGCCAGGUCGUGCGCCGCCUCAAGACCUUUGACUACGCGUAUACCCCAAAGUGCAAUCGCUGUCGUAGCAUCGACUGGGAGACCAUCGUCUUGAAGGCGCUUUCCAAUACGCUGGGAUACUUCAAUGGCAUGUGCCUUGACUGUAUGGAUCGCAGCAAGCCUCGCGGAGACAAUCUGGACGAUGAGUACGCGAAGCACAACCAGUCUGUGGGAGGCCGCUGGGAUACGCAGUGCCGCAUCAAGCAUGGACAGCCUACGUGGUACAUCUCCUGGCUCGGUCGACCGGAUAUGCGCGAGAAGAUCCUUCGCGGUCCUGACGGCUACCGCCGCCCUGAGGAAGAGUGA
Molecule: messenger RNA, 972 nt
Organism: Alternaria atra
Lineage: Eukaryota; Fungi; Ascomycota; Dothideomycetes; Pleosporales; Pleosporaceae
Exons: 4
Coding region: 1-972 (323 amino acids)
Source: RefSeq, a predicted model, not a curated record